Molecule: messenger RNA, 264 nt
Organism: Funneliformis geosporum
Lineage: Eukaryota; Fungi; Glomeromycota; Glomeromycetes; Glomerales; Glomeraceae
Source: the annotation of a GenBank genome assembly
CUCCAGCUCUUGGACAAAUUUCCCAAUAUACAGGGCAAUAUACUCCAGAUGAAUACAUUCAAAAAGUAGGUUUUGCUGAUAAUCAAGUAUUACCAGCAUUAUAUACCCAUUUACCUCCAGAUCUUCGUAGUAAUAUAAAAAUGUAUAUGGCUAUAAGAGCAGGAGGAGGUGUAAAUCCAACUGUAGAUGAUUUCUUUCAAAAUCUUAAAAAAUGUUGGGUCGAACGUCAAGUCAGAGUAAGUACUUUUACUCAGACAAAUAUAG